GGAGGGUAUGAGGGGCAUUUUAGUCAUUUGAUUUUACCGACGCGCUAUUGAUUGAUGUCUACCGUAUUUUAUGGCCGUAAGUUGCCGUAGUGGGAACGCAAUUACAGAAUAGUGAUACCCUUAUGACAUGUCAAAGUCAACGAUUAUGUCGCUGCCUUUUUUGAUCAUUCGUGUUAUUUAUCGUCACCAGGGUAAUGAAUGCCGUUUAGAGUAAUGCAUGUUCACAGAUUGUUCAUGGAUACCAAGUACAGAGGAGGCUCUUUUUAUCCAAUUUUUUGGAUCUUUACAGGCGUAUUCUGCAGUGGAGGAUUUGAUUUGUCUCUUGUCGCCGGAGUCAGCACCAUCAGGCCCGGGGAUGAGCUCAAUUCCACUACCACUACUUUCCUAGUUUCUGAAAGUGGGAACUUCACCCUAGGGUUCUUCAAUAUUCAAGAAACUAAUUACAGUUAUUUGGGUAUUUGGUACAGCAAUGAUGAUCAGAAUAGGAGAGUAUGGGUUGCCAAUCCAAACAAUCCUAUUUCCAGCAAUUCUGGCGUUCUCGCCAUGGAUAGCACUGGGACCUUGCAGAUUACUAGUGGAGGGAAGACAGUUCUGAACAUUUAUGAUCAGAGUUCAUCUGGAAACAUUACUGCUAAACUAGAAGAUACUGGCAAUUUUCUUCUGACUGAUGAAGUUGAGAGCAAGACUUUGUGGCAGUCCUUUGAUCAUCCGACCAACACACUUUUGCCUGGCAUGAAACUUGGUUCCAACACUGCAACUGGGCAGAGCUGGAAUCUUACUUCAUGGCUGUCUGAAUAUUCUCCAGCGUCGGGGGCCUUCACUUUGAAAUGGGAACCUACCAAUGAGUCAGGGGAGUUGGUCCUGUACCAGCGAGGAGUGCGGUACUGGGCUAGUGGGACCCUGAAAAAUCAAUCUUUCGAAUUCAUGUAUGUGAAUCUUGAUUGGGAUCCGUACCAUUACAUCCUCAAUUACACAUCCAACAAUGAUGAGAAGUUCUUCAGUUUUAGUCCCCCUGAUGGAAGCAUCUUCAGUUUUAGUCCCCCUGAUGGAAGCAAUUUAUGGAUGUGGCAAUUGACUCCAAUUGGGGGGAUUCUUGAUGCUCAUAGAUACUUUAGGAUAGAAGAUUUUUGUUAUGGGUAUCAAUCGAAUGAUGGAUGUGUGAAUUCAGAGAGGCCCCAGUGCAGGAGAAGUAAUGAUAAAUUUGUGAAGAAGAGGGCACGUUUUUCAGGAAGUGAUACUUCUAAUCAAUAUGAUAAUAAUUCAAGCCUAAACAUUAGUGAUUGUAUGAAGAAGUGCUGGAAUGAUUGCAAUUGUAUUUCUUUUGCUGACUAUAGCGAUGGAACAGGUUGUAUAACUACAACUGGAAGUUCGGAGUAUUUAGUGGAAAACGUCGAUUACCCUCCUGCAUAUGUGCUGGCUCGAGGAAAUUCAUCUAAAAGUAAAUAUUGGAUAUGGAUUGUGAGUGCAGCUACUUCUCUACUUAUUGUCAUUUUGGGCAGUCUUUGUUACCUAAGAAUGAGAAGGCUCAGAAUAGAAGGAGAGGAGAAAAAGAGGGAAAAAGACGAUAUAAAGGAGUUGAUGCAGUUUGACAGCCUUAAUAUUGCAACUCAUGUUGAAGAUGAUGGAACAGAAGGUCAUGACUUGAAGUUACUUAGCUUUGCAUCCAUUUUGGAGGCUACAAAUAACUUCUCAGAAGAAAAUAAGCUUGGACAAGGUGGUUUUGGACCUGUUUACAAGGGAAAGUUACGAGAAGGAAGAGAAAUAGCAAUUAAGAGACUUGCAAGAAUGUCAGGCCAAGGCCUUGUGGAGUUAAAGAAUGAACUUAUACUAAUUUCCAAACUCCAGCACAGGAAUCUUGUUCGGGUCCUUGGGUGUUGCAUUCAUGGAGAAGAAAAGAUGUUAAUAUAUGAAUACCUUCCGAACAAGAGUUUGGAUUUCUUUCUCUUUGAUCCAUCUAAAAGGGAGCUACUAGAUUGGAAGAAACGUUUAGAUAUCAUUGACGGGGUUGCUCAGGGGUUGCUUUAUCUUCAUAAAUACUCAAGAAUGAGAGUGAUACAUAGAGAUUUAAAAGCCAGUAAUGUAUUAUUAGACGAAACCAUGAACCCCAAAAUAUCUGAUUUUGGCAUGGCAAAAAUUUUCAAGCAGAAUGAGUUUGAAGCAAUUACUAACAGGGUUGUUGGAACAUAUGGCUAUAUGUCACCUGAGUAUGCCAUGGAAGGUACUUUCUCAGUGAAAUCUGAUGUUUUCAGCUUCGGAGUGUUGAUCUUGGAAAUUGUGAGCGGUAGAAGAAACACUAGCUUCCAUAAUUUUGAUACCCGUUCGAUCAACCUCAUUGGAUACGCAUGGGAGCUGUGGAAAGGAGGGACUGCAUUGGAGUUGAAGGAUCCAGCACUGGGAGAUUCGUGCGUCACAAGCCAGUUGCUAAGAACCAUUCAUGUGGGUCUUUUGUGUGUGCAAGAAAAUGCAAGUGAUCGGCCUACAACACCGGAGGUUAUCUCUAUGCUCGGUAAUGAAACUAUGGCUCUGCCAGCUCCCAAACAGCCAGUAUUUUUCACCGGAAGAAAUGUGCUUCGAACGGCGGAGAAUGCAUCUGAAAGUAGGCCAAAAGAUCGUUCAGUAAAUGAUAUGACCAUUUCUGUGAUGGAUCCGCGAUAAUGGAGACUUAUAAACUGCCAUAAAUUGGCGAGGGAUUGGCACAGUUGCAGAAUGGUUAUGGCAUCUUUCCAAAUUGCCCAAUUCUGCCAAACUUAUAAUACGGGUCUGUUCAUACUUCAUACUAUAAAACCUUGAUUCACCUGUUAUUGUAUAAAUCCUAAUUGAAAUCUGAGAUUGAUCAUAAUUCAUUUUGUUUCUUGUAAUA
This is a messenger RNA of Diospyros lotus (date-plum), 2860 nucleotides long. RefSeq names its product G-type lectin S-receptor-like serine/threonine-protein kinase CES101. The record is from RefSeq and is a predicted model, not a curated record. The transcript is spliced from 8 exons. NCBI's taxonomy places the organism in Eukaryota, Viridiplantae, Streptophyta, Magnoliopsida, Ericales, Ebenaceae. Bases 199 to 2655 code for a protein of 818 amino acids. Gene Ontology annotation, biological process: protein phosphorylation. Gene Ontology annotation, molecular function: ATP binding; protein serine/threonine kinase activity.